GGAAAUACUGUUGCUGUGUUACUGCUGGAAGUUGGGUCUUUCCUGCAGAGCUCACUCUCUCUCAAUAUCACUGAAAAUGAAUGACCUCCAAGAAGGAAAUAUUGUGAUUAUUGGCAGUGGUCUUAUAGGUCGCAGUUGGGCCAUGGUCUUUGCAAGCGGAGGCUUUAGGGUGAAACUUUAUGAUAUUGUGCAGGAACAAGUCUCCACUGCCCUGGAAGAUAUCCGGAAGCAGAUGGAGGAACUAAAGAAGUCAGAAAUGCUUAGGGGAUCCCUAAGUCUGGAGGAUCAAAUGGCACUCGUUAGUGGGUGCACUGACCUGAAAGAUGCUCUUCAUGGUGCCCAGUUUAUUCAGGAGUGUGUUCCUGAGAAUCUGGACCUAAAACGAAAGAUUUUUUCAGAAUUAGAUCGUUAUGUCAAUGACUCAACGAUAAUAAGUAGCUCAACGUCCUGCCUUUCACCUACAAGUAUGUUUACUGGACUGCAGCAUGUCAAGAACUGCAUUGUUGCACAUCCUGUGAAUCCACCAUAUUAUGUUCCAUUGGUUGAACUUGUGCCUCAUCCACAAACUGAAAUGGCCACCGUUGAAAGAACAUACAAUCUUAUGAAGAAAGUUGGUCAAUCACCAGUGAAAUUAAUGAAGGAGGUGGAUGGGUUUGUGUUGAAUCGGCUUCAGUAUGCAGUGAUUAGUGAAGCAUGGAGACUUGUGCAGGAUAGAGUAAUAUCCCCUAGGGACGUGGACCUUGUGAUGUCUGAAGGACUGGGGUUGAGAUAUGCCUUCCUUGGCCCUCUGGAAACUGCUCACCUUAAUGCAGAAGGGUUCAAAAGCUACUGUGAGAGGUAUGGAGAAGGCAUCAAGCGAGUACUGGCAACAUUUGGGCCUGUGCCAGAAUUUGAUGGAGAAACUGCAGAAAAAAUUGAUCAGGCUUUGUGGGAAGAUGAAGGUGAUAAAGAUGAUCAGCUCAAAGCUGGGAGGGAAUAUAGGAACACCUGUCUGAGUCACCUAGCCAAGCUGAAGAAGGAAAUGAAGAAGAAUUAAUUUGUUUCAUGAAAUCUAGAGAUGAUUCAAAGUGUCACCGGGUGAAUCUGCAUUUGUGGUCUAAUGUGAUUAUUGCCAAUGGUCGCAAGUAUUCGGAUUCAGUAGAUAGGCAUGUUGGACACCGAGUUCAAGAAAGAUAAACGCUUUUAGUUUCCAAAUGCAUAUAUAUAUAUACAGUAUUGUUCAUUAUAUUUCAAACAGGAGCAUAAUGGCUCCUGUCAUAAAAAUAACUGGUGCUAGUAUCUGAUAAAAUAUGUAGAUUUAGAGAUUGGGACUGAUAUUGAUUGAACCUACUUUACAAAAUGAUAACAACAGCUUCCCGUUGCCUCAACUGGUUUCUACUUGACUUAUAAUGUGCUGUAGAUCUGAUUAUCAUAUUAGCUCUUAAAUUAACCAUAAUGCAAGAAAAUUGCAUCACUUCAUUUCCGUUGGCAUACUAGUUAUUUUUCUCUUGUUUUCUUUAAUUCCAGUGUACUAGCAGCAUCUUAUAUUUAGUGCCUAAACAGAGCCCCCCCAGGUUGAAGAGGUCCUACAAUAUCAAAGUAACGUUGUUAUUUUUGUUUUUAAAUAAAAGUAUUCUGCUUUCUAGAAA
Messenger RNA from Xenopus laevis (African clawed frog), 1628 nucleotides. RefSeq names its product crystallin lambda 1 L homeolog (gene cryl1.L). Gene Ontology annotation, biological process: fatty acid metabolic process. The record is from RefSeq and is marked provisional. Lineage: Eukaryota; Metazoa; Chordata; Amphibia; Anura; Pipidae. Gene Ontology annotation, cellular component: cytoplasm. Gene Ontology annotation, molecular function: oxidoreductase activity; L-gulonate 3-dehydrogenase activity; oxidoreductase activity, acting on the CH-OH group of donors, NAD or NADP as acceptor.